UACGAGUUGUGAGUUGAUUUUUAAGUUGCGAUUUUGUGGCUACAACUUGAGUGUGUGUGGCACUUAACAGCUAAUUGGAUUUAGGCUUUUGAGCUCUUUUAUUGCUUGGUGUUUCGAAAACAAUAUGCAAGAGGAUACGCUUUAUUGAGAAUUAACACUGGAGGAUGCUUUUCGCAAAAGUUAGUGGAGAAAACAGUAAGACAUAGACAAAACUCAGACGCUUUCCAACUGUUUGUCAAUCAAUCAUUGAGAACAAUUUGUUGAAAUUGCUACCAAAUUAUAUUUAAGGAAACAUGAUACAGUCCGCCCUCUUCAGUCUAUCUAGCAUGGUCUCCGUGCUCUUGCUGCUCACCUGCACUUGCGCCUAUGUGCGUUCGGUUGUUCCGCAAUUGCUGGAUCAGAACCGUCAGGGGUGGAAGGGCAUCUUCUGGAAGCUGGCGCGAAUCGGCGAACGCUGUAGCCCGUUUGUGGCCUGCGCCUGUGUAUUUCGCGCCUUUGCGCUCCUGCUGGGCUACUGAGUGGGUCUGUCAACACUACCGAUGAUGCUACUGCCUUCCACGUUUGGCUUUUUGCGGCAAGCAGCUGUAAUCAAUAUGCAAACAAACCAUUUGCCACAAUAAUUACAAAGUAAUGCAGCAGCGCGGCUGUCGAGCGGCGCAAAAUGCAAAAAUAAACGUUGCAAACGCACAAAAGGCAA
Messenger RNA from Scaptodrosophila lebanonensis, 697 nucleotides. Its product is annotated as protein kish-A-like. The record is from RefSeq and is a predicted model, not a curated record. The transcript has 5 exons. Lineage: Eukaryota; Metazoa; Arthropoda; Insecta; Diptera; Drosophilidae. Gene Ontology annotation, biological process: intracellular transport; protein secretion. The coding region runs from base 294 to 518 and encodes 74 amino acids.